CUUGCCCUCCACUCCCUCCUCUCCUCCUCCAUCACCAACCACAAACCCCUCCUCCUCUCCUUCCUCUACUGCUCCCUCGUCUUAAUCCUCUCCUACAUUUUCACGCGACCGCGGCCCGUCCUCCUCCUGGACUACUCAUGCUUCUUGCCCGGCCACGACCGCAAAUGCUCGUACGAAAUCUGCGAGUACUUCGUCCGUCGGUCGAAACGCUUCACCACGAAAUCCGAAGAAUUCAUGCGCGGCAUCUACCUCAAGUCGGGCCUAGGAGACGAAACCUACGCUCCCCCCUUCAUCUUCCAGCAUGACUACGAGGCCAAGUACACCUCGGCCCAAGAAGCCGAAGAGGGCAUCGUCACCUCGGUCGACGGCCUCCUCGCCAAAACCCACAUCGAUAUCUCCACUGUCGACACUGUUAUAGCUACUUGCGGUAUGUUCACCCCCUGCCCUUCACUCACCUCCCUCAUAAUCAACCACUACAAGUUGGAGCAGCAUAUCAAGACCUACAAUCUCUCUGGCAUGGGAUGUAGCUCCGGGGUUUCGUCGAUCGACCUCGCUUACCGGAUCCUUAACGGGUCGAGAAGGAUCCGGUACAUUUUGGUGGUCAUCACCGAGAGUAUAAGCUUGAAUUGGUAUUUUGGCGAUGACCGUUCGAUGUUGGUGACUAAUUGUAUUUUUCGAGUCGGGACGGCUGCUGCACUCGUGACUAACGACCCAAAAUGUCGGGCUCGAGCCAAGUUCGAAAUGGUUCGGACCCUUCGGACUCAUCACGGGUCCGAUGACGCGUCGUACGCUGCGGCUCAUCAAGCUGAGGAUGAGGACGGAAAUGUUGGGAUCGCCUUGAAAAAAGAUUUGGUUCGGGUUGCGGGUGAGGGUUUGCGAACCCACAUCCGAACCCUCGCCCCGUGGGUCCUACCGUGGGGCGAAUUGCUUUACUACGCGUACCGGAUGGUUGUCGGACCCAAAUCCGAUAAGCCGUACACUCCGGAUUUCACCAAGGCGUUUGAGCAUUUGUGUGUUCACACGGGCGGAAAGGCGGUUAUCGAAUCGGUUGCGCGACUGAUGCGGUUCGGGCCGGCUGUGACCGAACCCGCCCGAAUGUGCCUGCAUAGGUUUGGGAACACCUCCAGUAGUUUGGUGUUUUAUGAGUUGGCUUACUUUGAGGCCAAGGAGAGGGUUAAGGAAGGGGAUCGGGUUUGGAUGUUGGCUUUUGGUACCGGGUUCAAAGUUUGUAGCUUGGUUUGGAGGGCGCUAAAGGAUUCGGAUAUGGAUGCGGAUAACCCGUGGAAGGAUUCGAUCCACCGAUACCCGGUAAAGGCUUGGUAGAUGGUAAUAAAAACAAAAGGUGAUAUAUAUAAAAGGAAAAGGUGUCAUAAUUUACCCAUCCAUCCGCGUAAAGAUGAGGGAUGGAUGGAUUCAGAAGCAUUUGCAAGUGCAGAUAGUUUUACGUUACUUUCAAAUUAUUGUUAUUGGCUGUUUGUGUAAUGUUUUGUUUUGCUUAUGUUUUCCUUAAAAAAACUUUUUUAUUUCGAUA
Molecule: messenger RNA, 1531 nt
Organism: Asparagus officinalis (garden asparagus)
Lineage: Eukaryota; Viridiplantae; Streptophyta; Magnoliopsida; Asparagales; Asparagaceae
Product: 3-ketoacyl-CoA synthase 11-like
Exons: 1
Biological process (GO): fatty acid biosynthetic process
Cellular component (GO): membrane
Molecular function (GO): acyltransferase activity, transferring groups other than amino-acyl groups
Source: RefSeq, a predicted model, not a curated record